GUUCAGAAAUAGUAGGGCAAAUACCACUUCCAAGAUGAUGGGUGAUGACUUCAAAGUGCCGAUGUUACCAAAUCGGAUGGCGGUGGUGCAAAGUGGUACGGAUAAAAAGAGUGAGCAACAAAGGACUUCGAAACUGCAGGCUCCCAUUAUGUUGUUAACGGGUCACGAAGAAGAGAUUUUUGCUGCCCGUUUCAGUACAGAUGGGACAUGUCUUGCAAGUGCUGGAUUCGAUCAAAAGAUUUUCCUUUGGAAUGUUUAUGGAGAGUGUGAGAAUUUUUCAAUGUUGCGUGGUCAUACCGGCGCUGUCAUGGAUGUACAUUUCAACACGGAUUCAAGUUUGUUGGUCUCUGCUGCCACUGAUAAGACGGUCCGGGUAUGGGACAUGGAAACGGGAGCAUGCAGGCGAAAAUUCAAAUCUCACGUUGACAUCGUGAACGCUUGCCAUCCUUCAAGGCGCGGUGUUCAACUUGUUUGCUCUGCUGGUGAUGACGGCUUGGUGAAGGUGCAUGAUGUGCGGAUAAAAGAUGCUGUGAAAACGUACGAGAAUAGGUUCCAGCAGUUAGCAGUCACCUUCAAUGACACAUCUGACGAGAUCUUUGCGGGUAGCAUCGACAGUGAUGUCUACUGCUGGGAUAUGCGACGUGACGACAUCUCUUAUGUACUGCAGGGACACAAAGACAUAAUCACUGGUCUGGCACUUAGCCCGAAUGGCAACUAUCUCCUGUCCAACAGCAUGGACUGCUCCGCGAAAAUGUGGGAUAUUCGACCUUUUGCUCCACAAGAACGAUGUUUGAAAUCAUUCUAUGGCCAUCAGCAUAACUUUGAGAAGAAUUUGUUGAAAUGUGGGUGGUCCGGCGAUGGAAAACGGAUAACGGCAGGAUCUAGCGACCGAUUUGUCUAUGUAUGGGAUGUAUCUUCCAGACAUAUACUCUACAAACUUCCUGGACAUCUCGGCUCUGUUAAUGCGACGGAUUUACAUCCUACGGAACCAAUACUGUUAUCAGCUGGGAGUGACAAGCGGAUUUUCCUGGGUGAACUUGCAUCGUAUGGGCGAAAUAGUGCGCCAUCGACCUACGAAGAAUAUCUUUUGAGACAUCACGAUCUUGAAAAAGAGGGAGAUGCAUUGCUUUUUUGGAGUAAUAGGCCAACUGUCGUAAUAGGUCGGCAUCAAAACCCAUGGGUUGAAGCGAAUAUUCCCUUUUUGCGAGAAUAUGGAAUUGAUCUAGCUAGAAGGCACAGCGGUGGAGGUGCUGUGUAUCACGAUCAAGGGAAUUUGAACAUAUCGUUCCUUACUACGCAAAAAGCACAUCAUAGGAAGAAGAACCUAGAGCUGUUAUCGAAGGCAUUGAACAGUCGCUUUGCAGUGAAUGUUGUUCCUACCCCACGUGAUGAUAUGGAACUGCAGCCGGGUUGCAGAAAAUGUUCUGGCACGGCUGCCAGGAUAACAAAGGGAAGAGCAUACCAUCACCUUACAUUACUUGUUCAAGCCGAUCUAAUGGUGUUAUCGACUUCUCUGCGAUCACCUUAUAAGGAUUUCAUUAAAACUAAUGCUAGCAGCAGUGUUCGAGCCCCAGCUGUCGGUUUUCUUAAGCAAGAUGAUGCAUCCGCCGAGGUCUCUACAGCACGAGAAACUAUAAUUAAGCAUUUCUCGGAUCAGUUUGAGAGAUGUACCAUUGAUGAAGUUGACGUCGACAAUGAGGUGGAAAUCAAUGAGCAAGUGGCCAAAAACUUCGCUGAUCUCAAAGACUGGAAUUGGAUCUACGGAAAAUCUCCCAAGUUUUGGUACGAGAACGACGAUAGGAAACAAUAUGUUGAAGCUGGUAUCAUAAAAGAGUGCUCACUAGGUCUUGUAGGACAA
This is a messenger RNA of Cylicocyclus nassatus, 1858 nucleotides long. The record is from the annotation of a GenBank genome assembly. Lineage: Eukaryota; Metazoa; Nematoda; Chromadorea; Rhabditida; Strongylidae.